Lemur catta (Ring-tailed lemur) is the source of this 3270-nucleotide messenger RNA. It is a transcript of the gene SLC5A5, whose product is annotated as solute carrier family 5 member 5. Bases 322 to 2244 code for a protein of 640 amino acids. Gene Ontology annotation, cellular component: membrane. The transcript has 15 exons. The record is from RefSeq and is a predicted model, not a curated record. Gene Ontology annotation, molecular function: sodium:iodide symporter activity. Gene Ontology annotation, biological process: thyroid hormone generation; iodide transmembrane transport; sodium ion transport. NCBI's taxonomy places the organism in Eukaryota, Metazoa, Chordata, Mammalia, Primates, Lemuridae.
CGCAAGCUGCCCCUUUAAGCCCCACCGCGACCUCCAGCCCGGUGCCCGGGAAGAGGGACAGACGCCCGCUGCACUAGGCAUCGGACCCCGAGUGAGGCGAGGUGGACGCACAGACGGAGACGAGGGACAGGGAGGCGGACAGCGACAGCAAGGACCUACAGAUCCCUUGCCCAGGGAGCCCACUCAGGGCCUCCCAUCCCAGGGCGCGACAGGCGUGCGUCCCCCGCAGUGGCCGAGCAUCCUGCCACUGCCCGUGCCGUCCCGACGCCCCCGCCGCUGCCAGCUCCCCCCGGUGGGCGCGCGGGCGCCACACCUGCCCGCAUGGAGGCCGUCGAGGCAGGGGCGCGGGCCACCUUCGGAGCCUGGGACUACGCGGUCUUCGCGCUCAUGCUGCUGGUGUCCACCGGCAUCGGGCUGUGGGUCGGGCUGGCUCGCGGCGGGCAGCGGAGCGCUGAGGACUUCUUCACCGGGGGCCGGCGCCUGACGGCCCUGCCCGUGGGCCUGUCGCUGGCAGCCAGCUUCAUGUCCGCGGUGCAGGUGCUGGGCGUGCCCGCCGAGGCCUACCGCUACGGCCUCAAGUUCCUCUGGAUGUGCCUGGGCCAGCUGCUCAACUCCCUGCUAACCGCCGCGCUCUUCCUGCCGGUCUUCUACCGCCUGGGCCUCACCAGCACCUACGAGUACCUAGAGCUGCGCUUCAGCCGCGCCGUGCGGCUCUGCGGGACGCUGCAGUACCUGGUGGCCACGACGCUCUACACCGGCAUCGUGAUCUACGCACCCGCGCUCAUCCUGAACCAAGUGACCGGGCUGGACAUCUGGGCGUCGCUCCUGUCCACUGGGAUUAUCUGCACCUUCUACACGGCUGUGGGUGGCAUGAAGGCCGUGGUUUGGACUGAUGUGUUCCAGGUCGUGGUGAUGCUGUCGGGCUUCUGGGUGGUCCUGGCCCGCGGUGCCGUGCUAGUGGGUGGGCCCCGGCACGUGCUCCAGUUUGCCCAGAACCACUCCCGCAUCAACCUGAUGGACUUUGACCCUGACCCGAGGAGCCGAUAUACAUUCUGGACACUUGUGGUAGGCGGCACUUUGCUGUGGCUCUCGAUGUACGGUGUGAACCAGGCACAGGUGCAGCGCUAUGUGGCCUGCCGCACAGAGAGGCAGGCCAAGCUGGCCCUGCUCAUCAACCAGUUGGGCCUGUUCCUGAUCGUGUCCAGCGCUGCCGUCUGCGGCAUCAUCAUGUUUGUAUUCUACAGUGGCUGUGACCCUCUCCUCACAGGGCGCAUCUCCGCCCCAGACCAGUACAUGCCCCUGCUGGUACUGGACAUUUUUGACGGCCUGCCUGGAGUGCCCGGGCUCUUCCUGGCCUGUGCCUACAGCGGCACCCUCAGCACAGCAUCCACUAGCAUCAAUGCCAUGGCUGCUGUCACCAUAGAAGACCUCAUCAAACCACGGCUGCCAAACCUGGCACGCAGGAAACUCGUGAUUGUCUCCAAGGGGCUCUCAAUCUUCUAUGGCUCGGCCUGUCUCACCGUGGCGGCUUUGUCCUCGCUGCUGGGGGGAGGCGUCCUCCAGGGCUCCUUCACGGUCAUGGGUGUCAUCAGCGGCCCGCUCCUGGGAGCCUUUGUCCUGGGAAUGUUCUUGCCCGCGUGCAACACGCCGGGCGUCCUCUCUGGGCUGGGAGCGGGCCUGGCCCUGUCCCUGUGGGUGUCCGUGGGGGCCACGCUGUACCCGCCCAGCGGACAGACCACGGGGGUCCUGACGUCAUCCGCCGUCCGCUGCGCGGCUCCCUCGGCCAAUGCCUCGGGCCUCCCGGACCCACGGCUCCUUGCUGCCCACGCCUCCAGCAGCAGCUCAGGAAUGGACCCCAGCGGACCUGCCUUAGCUGACAGCUUCUACGCCAUUUCCUACCUCUACUACGGAGCCCUGGGCACGCUGACCACCGUGCUGUGCGGAGCCCUGGUCAGCUGUCUGACAGGCCCCACCAAGCGCAGCGCCCUGGGCCCCGGCUUGUUGUGGUGGGACCUCGCACGGCACACGGCGUCAGUGGCCCCCAAGGAGGAAGUGGCCAUCCUGGAUGACAGCUUGGUGAAGGGUGCUGAAGAACUCCCCCCUGGAACCAAGAAGCCCCCUGACUUCCUGCCCACUGAUGAGGACCAUGUGGUCUUCCUGGGGCAGAGGGAGCUGGAGGAGGCCAGUUCCUGGACCCCCCGCAGUGGAUGUGACGGUGACAAUCUACAGGAGACAAACCUCUGAUGGCAGGGUCAGCCUAGGACUGACCCUCUGGGAUGGAACCUCACAGAGAGGCCAAUCCCAGGCCAUGGGCCAAUGGUCUUGGACUCUGAUUGGCUGGACUACUUUGUAUGCAAAAGAGCUUGGGACUGCUCAUUUGCAUACAGGAAGUCAUUUCAUCCUGCCACCUGCUUCUAGCCACCCCUAGCCAUAGGUGCUGCAUCCCUGCCCGCCUCCCAAACAGGGCUGGAUUUUUCUCUGUCUAUAAUGAAAGAUGUUGGAGUCUCCUCUGGACAACAUGGGAAACCUCCACAUCUGACAUCAGGGUCUGAGAAAGACCCUAGCUCUUCCCUGAAACAUGUUUAACCUUAGCAAGGAUUUUGGAAGUCUUCAGGCCCAAUCUCCUGUGCCCCCUUUCACAGGUAGAGAAACUGAGGCCCAGAGAGGGGCAGUGACUUAGUCAAGAUCACACAGCAAUUCUGACACUCACCAUAAGUUGGACACUAGCUCUCUGCCCUCCACUCCUUCUCCAUUCUUCUCCAUGGGGCAGGGGAGAAGGUGAGUCAGACCCAGUGUGGUCUUCGCUCACACACCUACCAUGGCUCCCAUUUCUGAGGGGGGCAUCCCCUGCUCACCUGGCAGUGGAAGUCCCUGUACUGGGUUGAACCCCAAAUUCGUUUCCAACUGCAAACACAGAAUGUGCGCUUACUUGGAAAGAGGGUCUUUGUAAGUGUAAUUAAAUUAAGAUGAGACCAUACUGGAGUGGGGAGGGCUGUGAAUCCAAUGACGGGUGUCCUUACAAGAAAUGGAGAAGAGAAACAGAGAUACGCACAGGUAGGCCAGGCGAAGAUGGAGGCAGAGGCUAGAGUGAUGCAUCUAGGAGCCAAGGAACACCAAGGAUUGCCAGCAGCCACCAGAAGCCAGGAGACAGGCAUGGGACCGGCUCUUUCUUAGGGCCUUCAGUGGGAGCAGGGCCCUACUGAUGACACCUUGAUUUCAGACUUGGGGCCUCCAGAACUGUCAGAGAAUAAAAGUUUGCUGUUGUAUCCA